GUUACCCACCGUCUGCGAUAUUCUUCAGUGAUUGGUAACUGCAUGAGUUUUGUCGAUUUUUCAAGUCGGUGCAUAUCUCCAGAAGACGUAGAGGUUUCAACAGAAGAAGGAAAAUACGACCAUGGAAGUUCCAGAGAAAGUGUUCGUGAGUAGAAGGAGGGCCAGUGUAAUGGAAAGAAAGAUGGAAGAAACAUUUUGCAAAGAUUUAAAGCGCGAACGGAGAUCAGGAAGCGUAGCCGUGAUGACAGAAUCUUUCCAGAAUUUGCCAUCUGUUGACAACGGCUUAACGCCGUUAAUGUUGGCUGCCCGUGACAACAAGCACAACAUCGUGGAAAAGUUACUUGAACUGGGCGCCGUGGUCACAGACAAGGACAAGGGGGGCCGCUCAGCUCUUCAUUAUGCAGCAUGUUCUGGCUCUGACGGUAUUGUUAAACUUCUUCUCUCUAAGAAGUCGGAUCCGACACUUCCAGCCGGGCCUGAGGAGCAACUUCCACUGCACAUCGCAUGCAGCCGACCAUCUGGAGCUUUGGAGAUUGUUAAAACUCUACUAAAGGCCACUGGAAAGGAUGCCAAACUCCUCACUGACAAAAGCGGGUCGAUCCCACUGUACCUUGCGAUCAUGGCAGGAAAUCAACAAGUAGUGAAAGAGCUACUCAGUUCCCAAACUGAACAGCAAGUGAAGAUCACCAGAGGGAUUAACGGAGACACCGUGUUGCAUGCUGCUGUACGCAAAAGGGAGAUUGAUAUCGCAAAGAUUCUUGUCGAAUGUGGUUGUCCUGUGGACCUCCAAAACUCCGAAGGCCAGACAGCUCUUCACAUCGCUGCUUACGAAGGAGAUGAAACAAUGAUCAAGUUUCUCCAAGCAGCUCGAGCUGAUGCGAAUAUCGCGGAUUCACACGACCGCACACCACUUCACCUGGCGGCUCAACGAGGUCACUCAGUGGUCGCCGAGUUCUUAGUGGAUAAACUGAAAGCCAACGUGAAUUUGAGAACUAAGGAUGGCAGUACACUGAUGCACAUAGCAGCUCAAGCAGGACAUCCUGAUACUGCGUUGGUGUUUCUCAAAAAGGGCGUGCCCCUCCACAUGCCCAACAAGGACGGUGCUGUUUGCCUUCACGCGGCAGCGAGGAAAGGUCAUGUGGCAGUCGUCAGGGCUUUGUUGUCAAAGGGCGCCUCAGUGGACACCAAAACCAAAGAUCAGUACACGGCUUUACACAUCGCGGUGAAGUAUUGCAAACCACAGGUUGUUCAAGUCUUACUGGGAUAUGGCGCCAAUGUCCAGCACAGAGGGGGCAAGGCCGAAGAGACACCGUUGCACAUUGCAGCACGGACCAAGGAUGGCGAAAAAGUAGCAGAGAUGCUGACCAAGAGUGGAGCAGAUGUCAAUGCACCGAGUGACAAUGGAGAGACAGCGGUGCAUGUGGCCGCAAGAUUUGGAAACUUGAAAAUAUUAAAGCUGCUCAUCAACGAAAAAGCUGAUGCUGCGAGGAGAGCGAAGAAUGGCGAAUCUGCCCUCCAUCACGCCAUCCGGGCAGGACACUACUUAGUGCUAGAAGAAUUGAUUCGAGUCUUAUUCCAAAUGAAGUCUAAAGCUGUAGCAAGACUUGUCAUCAAUAUGCCAACUGAUAAAGGUGAGACUCCUCUGCAUUACGCUGCCAAGUUAUCCAAACUGAAAGUCAAAGGGAAUGCUGACAUAGAUAUCGUCAAAUUGCUUCUUGAACACGGUGCCGAUUGCACAGCAGUCACGCAUCAGUCCAUGGAGACUCCAAUCCACGAGUGCGCACGCUCAGGGAACAACGACAUCUUGAUAGCUUUAUUAAAGUCCAUUCCCCCUUCCAAGCUUCAAGUCACGGUCAACAAACGAUCGUCAAGUGGUUCUUCGCCUCUGCUUGUUGCUUCAUACAAAGGAAACGCGGAAAUUGUGCGUACGUUGCUGAAGUACCAUGCAAGAGUAGAUGUCUUUGAUGAGUCUGGGCGAGCUGCUUUACACAUCUGCGCAGAACGCGGUCAUCUUGAGGUGGCGAAAGAAUUGCUGGAGCACAAAGCUUAUGUGAAUGCGAAAAGCAAGGUGGGGCUCACUCCACUUCAUCUGGCGGCAGAGAGCGGCCACAAAGAGUUAGUCGGACUUCUGGUCGCUAGCUAUAAAGCUAGUGUGGAUGCUUUGACGCUGGAAAAGAAGACAGCUCUUCAUUUAGCCGCAGAGAAGGGCCGAUUACAAGUCUGUGAACACCUUUUGGAGUUAAGAGCCGACAUAAGCGCGCUGGACAACAAAGGUCAAACGCCUCUUCACUACGCCGCACAAAAUGAUCAUUCACAAGUAGUAACGCUGUUUCUAACUCACAAACCUGGAGUCAUGAUGCAACAGAACGCGGAGGGCAGCACGUGUGUUCAUAUUGCAGCAAUGAAAGGCAGUGUGUCUGUGAUGAAGGAGCUAUUGAAAUUUAACCCUUCAGGAAUCACAACAGCCAGAAACAAGGGAAAGUUUUCUACGCCCUUGUUGCUUGCAGCCAGCGGUGGUCAUAAAGUUGUUGUGGAAGUGUUGAUAGCUCAUGGAGCUUCGGCAAGUGAUGAAGAUGCGGAAGGGAUGACAGUUCUUCAUCUCGCAGCAAGGUUUGGACACGUGGACGUCUUAGAGGUUUUGCGCGGAAAGGUUCCUUGGAGCAUGGCAAGCGUUAAGACCGGCCUGUCCGCCCUUCACGUGGCUGCUCAGUAUGGUCAGAUUGAAGUAGUCAGAGAAAUGCUGCUGAAAGUUUCCGGAACCAUCAAAAGCGAGUCUCCUGCAAUGAUGAACAAUGGUGACAAAGGACCGGCUCCAUUCCUCUUCACUUGGCUGCCGAGAAUGGCCACUCUGAGGUUGUCAGUAUUCUCUUAAGUAAGUCAACACUACAGCUUCACGUUAAGGAUAAACUUGGCCGAACAGCCAUGCAUCUGGCUGCCGCCAAUGGACAUCGGGAACUGAUCUCUCAGCUUAUUGGACAAGGAGCCGAUAUCAACGCGCCGGAUGAGAAUGGUUACGCGCCAAUGCAUAUGGCAGCUGAGGCUGGCCACGUUGAAGUUGUCAAACUUCUGGUGGAGUCUGGAGCGUCACCAAGAGUGGAAUCUCAGGAUGGCAAAUUCCCCAUUUGUUACGCUGCCAUGCACGGUCACCUGACUGUUGUGAAGUUUUUGCUACAAGAGGAACUCAGCACUGAGACGUUGCUUGGAGACCGAAAGUUCUUGUUUGAUUUGAUGGUCUGUUCAAACCUGGACGAAAACGAAUCAGUCAUAGACUUCAUCCUGCAGUGCCCAGCCCCUAUUUACGCCGCAGCUAAACUCUCAAAGCAUUACCGUAACGAGUCCACGAGGGAAAAAGAGCGCGGGCGCGAUCUGUUGGCGGCGGGAGAUGUCUGUGAGAACAUUGCGUCCGAAUUGCUUUCUCUCGCAUGCGCAGAUAGCGCCGAGAUACUGCUGACCGCUGUUGACGACCGGGAAGUACCAUUCUUGGAUUACCUCAUCGAAUGUGACCAAAAGAAAUGCGUGUCGCACCCAUCGGUUCAGGUUUACUUGGGCGACGUUUGGCGCGGAGAUUUUCAAUGGGAUGAUUGGAAGUAUUUCUUAUUGUUUACGCUAUGCCUGAUUUGUCCACCGCUUUGGGCAUUUCUUUGCAUUCCCUGGAAAGACAGUUAUCAUAAAAUACCGAUUAUCAAGUUUAUUUGUCAUUUGAUCUCGCAUUUCUACCUUAUUGUACUAUUUUGUUUCACUGUUGUGGUACCAUGGACAGAUUUAACUGGAAAGACAUUACUACCUAGUUGGUAUGAAUGGCUCUUACUGAUCUGGCUGUCAGGAUUAUUUUUAUCCCAGCUCACGGAUCCCCACGAUCGCGCUGGACUGGGUUGGAUACCCAUCAUUGUGCUCUUUUUGAGUUUAAUUGGCAUUUUUGUGCAUUUAGCGGCGUUCGGGAUCCAUGACGACUACAAAGUUGACGUAAUAUACGCUCGAAACCAGUUCUUUGCAAUAUCCAUGAUGCUUUGCUUUGCACAACUCCUGGACUUCCUCUCGUUUCAUCAUUUGUUCGGUCCGUGGGGGGUAAUCAUCCGGGAUCUCAUGUACGACCUGGUGCGUUUUCUUGUCAUUUUAUUGAUCUUCAUGGUGGGAUUUACCGCGCACUUAGCGGCCGUCUAUCGGUCUAAACAACCCAAUGGAACCGCACUUGGACUACAGGACACGUCAAAAAGUUUUCUCCGGUGUUUCGAGCUACUUUUCUUCAGUUUGUUUGGAUUGACAGAGGUCAGCAAACUGACGGAAAACGUCCAGGAGACCCACGUGCAUGUGUUGGCAAGAGCGACAUUCGGAAUCUACAACUUGAUUACAAUCAUCGUUCUCAUCAAUCUGCUCAUAGCUAUGAUGAGCGACACUUACCAAAGAAUUCAAAUGCAGUCUGAUAUCGAGUGGAAAUUCGGCCGCGCUAAACUGAUCCGCAACAUGAAGCGGUCUACGACCACGCCUUCCCCACUGAAUCUUGUUACAAAACUCUUCUCUUACAUCCGUGUACUUUACAAAGCAAAAUUCAAAUGUUGCCGAGCCGACAUUAUUGAUAUUCUCCGCACCGACGAACAGCUUCCCGAAAGUAAUUCAAUGAACCCGUUAUACGAAACUUCCACCUCGUGGCCUCCAAAUGGAAGUAUUAAUCAUCGCGGAAGCACGUACAGAACUGCUAGAAUCGAGGAUGUCAUAGACUGGAAAGUCUUAGUGAAAAAGUUUAUAUCUCUGCGGGGAAAUACCAGCGACCUCGCGGGCGGUGGCCAGGUCAAUCGCGAUAAGUUAGCUUCGCCACGUGAGUCGCACGUGAACAUGAGAGCGAGAACCGAGUCUGGACAGGGUCGGCGACCUGGCACUGGAAUGGGUUCCACGCUGUCUCUCCAUCGAGUUGUCGCUGCUACAGUGAGAAAAAUUGACAUCGUGUCAAACAUUAAGGAUGCCAGUGAAGUGUGAAGUGUGAAGUGUGAAGUGAAGUGAAGUG
Messenger RNA from Pocillopora damicornis (cauliflower coral), 4999 nucleotides. RefSeq lists its product as uncharacterized. The record is from RefSeq and is a predicted model, not a curated record. Gene Ontology annotation, biological process: protein localization to T-tubule; protein localization to ciliary inversin compartment; regulation of cardiac muscle contraction. Gene Ontology annotation, molecular function: calcium channel activity; protein binding. Lineage: Eukaryota; Metazoa; Cnidaria; Anthozoa; Scleractinia; Pocilloporidae. Gene Ontology annotation, cellular component: T-tubule; membrane; cilium.